Messenger RNA from Desarmillaria tabescens, 2422 nucleotides. RefSeq lists its product as uncharacterized. Gene Ontology annotation, molecular function: DNA binding; DNA-binding transcription factor activity, RNA polymerase II-specific; zinc ion binding. The transcript has 15 exons. Gene Ontology annotation, biological process: regulation of DNA-templated transcription; DNA-templated transcription. Bases 6 to 2297 code for a protein of 763 amino acids. The record is from RefSeq and is a predicted model, not a curated record. NCBI's taxonomy places the organism in Eukaryota, Fungi, Basidiomycota, Agaricomycetes, Agaricales, Physalacriaceae.
CGAGAAUGUAUAACCUUUCUACCCCGGAUAAUUAUCCCUUUCCUGCCGACCCUUCUUCUUUCUCAACCACCAUGACCUCAGACCAUACAAGGAGGCAAACAGAUUCAGCUAAUCCUUCAAGGAAAUCUGCUUUAUCCUGCGCUGAAUGCCGGAGAAGUAAGCUACGAUGCGACAGAGUAUUUCCUUGCCAGUCAUGUAUCAGGCGAGGAUGUGCUGGGAUAUGUCCAGACGUCAUCAUGGCCCAUGCAGAAAAGCUCGCUGAAGAAGUCAAAGUAUUGACGGCACGCAUACAUGAUCUCGAAGAUGCACUCUCCUCUCGUGACGGUGCAUCCCAUCCAUUACUACAAGGACGAGAUCCCCAACGGGACGAAAUAGACGCCCUCUACGAGAAGGGCCUUCAGGAAGUCUCAGAUGCAAUUGGCUCCCUUGCCAUUGGCUCCGAUGGGCAGGCAAAAUACUAUGGCGAAACUGCUGGCUCCGAGUAUCUUGGAAGCCUUCUACCCGAAGAGGAGAUAGUACAAGAAGAACGCCCCAAAGAUCUCGACCUUCCUUUGGAAAUCCUCGACCUAGUCAAUGCGUUCCCGUUGGGAAUGAAAGAGUGCAACUAUUCAAAAUUCAUUUUUGCACCCUACCUGCCGACACAAGAGAGGGCAAUGUAUCUGGCAGAGCUGUACUACCAGAACACCGCUUGGAUGUACGAUCCCAUUGUUCAACAGGAUUUUGUGAUGAACAUCUUGACACCAUUAUAUUUCGCACCAGGGUUUACGACCCUAGAAACUAUUCAUGCCCACAAACUUGCGGUCUUUUUCAUGGCCAUGGGCGACGGUGUUCUCUACGAUAGCAGCCCUGACUCGGCUUAUUUGUCGGAACAAUAUCACGCUCUUGCGCAAGCGGCGAUGUCUAUCGAACCUUUACUCAUGGAAGCGACUUCCGCCACCGUUCAGGCGUUGUUCAUGAUGUUCCGUUUUAUAUACAACUCGGACCGGAAAAGUAACGAGACCCGAUGGAUUUUAGCUGGCCUUUGCGGUCGUAUAGCACAAUCCGUGAAUCGAGACAGCUCGGGAUGGAACCUAAAUCCUGAGGAGCUUCAACGACGUCGGAGAUUGUUUUGGGAGCUGUAUACACAUGAUGCAUGGACAUCUAUCGUCAAUGGACGGCCACCAGCUCUGAUGAUCCAACACACUGACUGCCGUUUCCCCGACGACCUAGAUCCCGUAGUCAAACCGACAGGGGAGGUGGAACUCGGAUGGCAUGCUUGGAAAUUCAGAUACUCAGCGAGCUGCCUUUCCAUAUCCAUACAGCAUAUCUUUACGACCAGAGCACCCAAUUACAAAGCCCUUCUCGACUUGGACAAGAAAAUCAGAAAAUUUCCCGUCGCACAUCAUCUGCUCUCUCCUAUAGAGACGUCCGAACCUGGGCGCGCGUGGUCAUCUAAUCGCGUACAUGCCUUGCAACAGUAUUGCGUGGUUUGUGAGAGAGAAUCAAAUCUCCUGUAUAUCCACCGAAGCUAUUUUGCACAGGCCAUUCAGGGACAGUCGCGCAACCCACUACAGCACAUGUACGCGCCGUCAGUGCUGGCAACGUACCGAAGUGCCUGCCGACUGAUCUCAAGUCUUCGUGGCCUGAACGUCGUACUGGGCGCUCUCGUCGUCGAAAGUCCUUCAUGUAGCUUGUCUCAAGAUGCGCUAAUUUUGCUUAAUCAAACCAUCCCCUUCUACGAUGAGGGCUCUCGACGCUGCCGCCCAGCGAACACUCUGCCCAUGCUUCACAAACUACGGGACCAUGACCGAUCUUGCGCCGACCCCGACGCUCCCGACGAGCUGGCCGUCUUAGGCGGGCGCAAAUCUGUAAUAAACAAGAAAGCGUCAUCACAUUCUCCGAGCUCGAAUGACUCGCACCAGAUUUCGGGGUCCUAUAUAUAUGGGGAUGGCAGCGACUCGGGUGGCAGCGGCAGCGGUGGUGAUGCGCUGAUGGACUAUUAUGACGACCUAGGCACGUCAGGGCUCAGUCCCACGUACCAAAAGCGAUACGAUCUCUCCCUAGGCGAUAUCAGCCCGUCAAGUGCACAUCAGUACGUGCAGCCUCAGACUCAGACGUCGUCAUAUCCCAUGCAGUCCCGAGCGCAGGUGCAGCAGAUGUACACUUCGAAUGUGCAAUCAGUGCACCCGUCGUUCCAGGCAAUAUCUGUGGACCAGGCGUUGGCGCCGAUGGGGUAUGCGUUUAGUGCGACGCAGGAUCAGACCCAAGAUGAUAUUUGGAGAAAUUUCGUGCGGGAGUUUGGGUUGGAGCAUAUAUGACUCUGCUUGAUGAAACAUAUAGCUAGCUAAUAUCUCGGCAGUAUUUUAUGAGGUGUAUGUAUGUAAAACUUAUUAUCUUGUAUCCAAUGUUCAAGGUGCAGCAAGAAGACUUGAUCAAUCGAAAA